Molecule: messenger RNA, 1501 nt
Organism: Nematostella vectensis (starlet sea anemone)
Lineage: Eukaryota; Metazoa; Cnidaria; Anthozoa; Actiniaria; Edwardsiidae
Product: tetraspanin-5
Exons: 1
Coding region: 1-900 (299 amino acids)
Cellular component (GO): membrane
Source: RefSeq, a predicted model, not a curated record
AUGGAUCGAGUAAGACGAGUCUCUGAAAGAAGCUAUGGCCGAGUCCGAAAUUUCUCAUCGCGAAGUCUCCGACGUUUGAGGACCCCGCCGAGACCCGAUGCACCAUCGACUUGCAUAAAGUACAUCCUGUUCUUCGUGAAUGUGGUCUUUUGGGUUUUUGGUGUGUUAAUCCUCGUCAUAGGCUCAUACCUUAUGACCGAGUUCAAGAAUGCGUGGAAUCUGGAUAGCAUUCUUUAUGAGCCGUCGGUGGUCAUUCUGAUUGUUGGAAUUCUACUUUUUUUGAUUGCGACUGUUGGCUGUAUCGGAGCCCUGAGAGAGAACACUAUCUUGUUAGCCAUAUACGGAGGGGCAGUCACUCUAUGUCUCAUUCUCCUCGUUAGCGCAGGAACCGCGGUCUACAUACACCGAGACAAAGUGGUAGCGAAGUUGAAAGAUGACCUUCAGCACUACCGCGAUCCGGAUAAAGAAAAUUUCCAGUUCUUGAUUGACAGGCUUCAAACAAACUUGAAAUGUUGUGGUAUAAAUUCUUACAAUGAUUGGCAGACGAAUGUCUACUUCAACUGCUCGUCUCCCGGGUCCGAGAGCUGUGGCGUGCCGUUUUCUUGUUGCAAGGAAUCAAUUCAACUCAAUAGGCAGUGCGGUUACGAUGCGGGGAGAAUGAAAACCGACGCUGAGCGGCUGGAGAAGGGUGUGUACUCCAAGGGCUGCUGGAAGACUGCGAUAAGCUUCAUCAUGGAUAACCUGUAUCUCGUGAUCGGAAUCACUGCCGCUGUCCUGAUCCUCAUUAUCGUGGGCUCGUGCAUGGCGUUCUCAUUCCGAGCGCAAAUCCGCGAAGUGCAGAAAUACGCAAAACUCCGUAACCAACACGAGCAGCCAGUGCGACGACCACGUGACCAUUAGCUGUCUGUCACAUGACUCGACGCACGAUUGUAAUUGGCACACAAAAUUGCGUAUUCAAGAAUCUCAUUGGCCAAGGAUGAAGGGAUUUUUUCAUGGAAAACCGAAACACUGGAAUUUUCCACAAAUUAAUUGGCAAAGUUAUUGUUAUCCGUUGUAAUCUACUAAAAGCUUGAAUAGGAUUUGGACGACUUUGCUAGUGAUAAUUUGAACCUUUACUCACCACAUUGCUCUCCACCCGACGAAAUAUAAACGCUCUCAAACUCAAGGUUAAUGUCUUUUAUCUCUCUCUUUCUGUCCACCAACUUGUUAUUCAACUAAUAGUCAGUCAUCCAGGAAUUUUCUGCGAAACAGUGCAAUGUGCAAAGGGGGAAACGUUCCUAUCAAAUAAAAGGGAAUAUCUGUCAAGUUUUUUACGUGAUACAUACAAAAAAUCUAAUUCAGUUUAUCAAAAGAAAAAAAUUUGACAGACUUGUGGUCAUACGGGGCUCAAUUUUUCUGUCACUUUCACCUUUAGUACCUUCCGUCGCAGCCAGGGUCGGGAGCACGGGAAUUAGGAUACUUUGUCAGCGAUUUCUUAAUAAAAUAAACAAAAAUGCAUUCC